This is a messenger RNA of Haemonchus placei, 276 nucleotides long. NCBI's taxonomy places the organism in Eukaryota, Metazoa, Nematoda, Chromadorea, Rhabditida, Trichostrongylidae. The record is from the annotation of a GenBank genome assembly.
AUGCUCGAAGUGUCCCUAUGCACUCAAGUACAGGAUUCCAAAGACCCGCGAUCCUCUAGCGAAAAAUCGCGGGCACACCAUGAUGACCGUUAAACGCGGUUACUGACUGGAUCCCCUUGGAAGGAACACCAAGGCGGCCGCAUAAAACGGCUUGGGCGAAAAGGGUUUACUGGGCUCCAGCGGCUCGCGUCAGGGACGGAUGGAGACGUGGCUGGAUCCCGUUCGAGCAUGUCGAUGAUCAACUUGGUGCCAGAUAAUUCAGGUUAUGUAGAGUGA